AUGAGCUCCUCCGGCGAGAAGGAGGCGCCCCGGGGCACCCAUGUAGAGGGCACCACCGACGAGGCUAUUACGAAGGCGCCUCUCCACGACGGCACGAUUUCGAGCGCAGCUGGGAAGGGCCAAGUUGCUACGGACAAAUAUGGCAACCCUCUCAUGGAGUUCGACCCCGUCGCAGUACGGAAGCUCCGGUGGAAGUUGGACUUGCACACAGUCCCUACCGUUGCAUUGCUGUAUCUCUUCUGCUUCAUCGACCGUGCGAAUAUCGGCAAUGCUCGAAUCGCUGGCCUCGAGAAGGACUUGGGCCUGAAGGGUUACGAUUAUAACAUGAUUCUCUCAGUCUUCUACAUCUCGUACAUUCUGUUUGAGAUCCCCCUCAUGAUCCUCUGCAAGUGGGUUGGUCCCGGCUGGUUUCUGCCGACCACCUCCCUGCUCUUCGGCAUCGUCUCCAUCGCAACAGCUUUCUGUGAAACUAAAGCUGCUAUUUGCGGAGUACGUUUCCUGUUGGGCAUUUUUGAGGCUGCCAUGCUUCCUGGAAUCGCGUAUUACCUAUCAAGGUGGUACCAGCGCGCCGAGUUGACAUUCCGACUGAGUCUGUACAUGAUAAUGGCACCUCUCGCCGGUUUCUGUGGUGGGUUGUUAGCGUCUGCUAUCUUGACUCUCGAUCACUUCGGAAGUCUUCACCGGUGGCGGAUGAUCUUCGCGAUCGAAGGCAUCGUGACAAUUGGACUGGCACUCAUCUCAUAUUUCACCUUAACCGACCGUCCGGAAACCGCACGCUGGUUAACUCAAGAAGAGAAAGACCUCUGCAUUGCGCGUGUCAAGUCAGAGCGUGUUGGCACCACGGAGGUCAUCGACGGGAUCGACAAGAAGAAGAUCGUUCGCGGAAUGACCAACCCGGUGACACUUGAAAUCGCCCUUAUUUUCCUCUUUAACAACAUCACCGUUCAAGGCUUGGCCUUCUUCCUGCCGACAAUUGUCAGCAGCAUCUACCCGACCUUCUCAACCGUCCAGAAGCAACUGUACAGCGCACCACCCUAUGCCCUCGGAGCGGUCUUCACGCUGGUGUUUCCCGCAAUCAGUUGGUACCUUGACAGACGCCAAGUACUCAUUGCUCUGAGCGCGCCGAUGGUUAUGGCGGGAUACAUCAUGUUCCUUGCGUCGAACGUUGCUAAGGUCCGUUAUGGUGCCACGUUCUUGAUUGCGGGAGCCGCAACCAUCAUCGGUCCCAUGUCGAAUGCUCAGAUCUCUGCGAACGUUUUGAGUGAUACUUCGAGAAGCAGUGCUAUCGGUAUGAACGUCAUGUUCGGCAACGUCGGAGGUCUUAUCAGCACGUGGUCCUACCUGCCCUGGGACGGUCCGAAUUACCACAUCGGCAACGGUCUCAACCUGGCCUGCGCGAGCAUGAUUCUCAUUGUGGGUUUCUCCGCUUGGUUCUGGAUGAAGUGGGACAACAAGAAGCGCGAGGACCGCAGUAUCGAAGAGGAGUUGGCGGGUAUGUCGGAGCAGGAGAUCCAGGAUCUGGACUGGAAGCACCCUGCUUUCCGGUGGAGGACGUAA
Messenger RNA from Colletotrichum karsti, 1557 nucleotides. Its product is annotated as MFS transporter. NCBI's taxonomy places the organism in Eukaryota, Fungi, Ascomycota, Sordariomycetes, Glomerellales, Glomerellaceae. Gene Ontology annotation, biological process: transmembrane transport. Gene Ontology annotation, cellular component: membrane. The transcript is spliced from 6 exons. The record is from RefSeq and is a predicted model, not a curated record. Gene Ontology annotation, molecular function: transmembrane transporter activity. Bases 1 to 1557 code for a protein of 518 amino acids.